This is a messenger RNA of Emiliania huxleyi CCMP1516, 546 nucleotides long. RefSeq lists its product as hypothetical. The record is from RefSeq and is a predicted model, not a curated record. Bases 1 to 546 code for a protein of 181 amino acids. The transcript has 3 exons. NCBI's taxonomy places the organism in Eukaryota, Haptophyta, Isochrysidales, Noelaerhabdaceae.
AUGACGCCGCUCCUCGUCCUUGGCCGCGCCAGGCUCUCCUUCCUACUGCGCCAGCCCUUCGGCUGCACCAGUUCUUUCUUCUCCGUGCAGGAUCUGUGCGUCUGCGCCAUUGUUGCUGUUGCUGGCGACUGUCCUUGGCAGCAGUGCACGAUGGGCGAUGGCCUCAUCUGCUUGCCUGCGAUGCUCUGCGGUCGCCUCGGCCCUGCCACAGCGGCCUCGUCCACCUGGAGACCUGAGUCGGCAGCACCCCAGUGCCGCCUCGUGGGCGGCGUGGCGGGCGGCCAGCUGUCACUGCUGCCUUCCCUCUCGAUGAGCCUCGCCUCGCUCCUCUUCUACUCGAGCCUCGUCUCGUGUGCCGCCUCGUGGGCGACAUGGCGAGUGAGCCUCAGCUCGCUCCUGGAGAGUCACGGAAUCGCGCGCGCCUCCACCAGGAAGGGCUACGCAGUAUCCCUGACAUCCCCUGGGAUCCUGCCACUGAAGGCGGAGGGUUGGGACUCAAACGGCUUGGGUUGCUACAGGUACGGAGGGGACCUCAACGUCCUGUAG